Messenger RNA from Dimorphilus gyrociliatus, 974 nucleotides. Lineage: Eukaryota; Metazoa; Annelida; Polychaeta; Dinophilidae. The record is from the annotation of a GenBank genome assembly.
AUACUUCAAAAAAAAAUUCUGGUUCCGCUUCCUUUUUGUGCGAUCCACGUGAAGAAAGACGUGCUGAAGGUAAUUUUUGCCGAAAUUCAUCGACUAAUUGUUCAUUUUUGAUAAUUAAUUUUUGUUAAGCUUUUUCAUAAAUUAUUCAUUUACCGAUCGAAUUCGAAAAAGCAGCAAACUUUACGUUGUUUUAGUGAAAUUUUUAUAUUUUUAAUUAUGACAGUAUGGGCAUAACACGGCCUCGCAACUAUGAACUUGGAAACUCGGGAGUUAUGCGUUUCUCCGCAACCCGAAUGUACCGAAAGCGUGCAGUAUACCGCUUGAAGAAGAAGGGAGGAGAUAAAAAGCAACCCGAAAAGAAAAGCGCCGAAGUUAAAAAGAAGCAAAUUGGAGGUGACAAAAACGGUGGAACUAGACUCGUUCGCGUUAACAGACCACCAAAAUCUUACCAAACCGCAGAAGUUUCCCGCAAACUGAAAAACAAGAAAGGAUGUUUCAGUAAACACAAGAGAAACUUGAGAACCACGAUCACUCCUGGAACAGUACUGAUCCUCCUCGCAGGACGCCAUAAGGGAAAGAGAGUAGUUUUCCUUAAACAACUGAACUCUGGACUCUUGUUGGUUACCGGACCCUUCCGUUUGAACGGCUGUCCUUUACGUAGAGUUAACCAAAUUUACGUAAUCGCUACUAAAACUAAAGUCGACAUCUCUAAGAUAAGCAUCCCGGAUCGCGUAAAUGAUGCCUACUUCCGCCGCAAGGUUCUUAAGAAACCUAAACAUGCCGAAGGUGAAAUUUUCGAACAGAAAAAAGAAGUCUAUAGUGUAUCCGAUGAACGUAAAGAAGAUCAACUAACAGUCGACAAGAGCGUUCUUGAAGCGAUCCGAGCUCAUCCGGAAAAGAAGUUGUUAUUCGGAUACUUGGGGGCUAUGUUCUCAUUGAACAACCGCCAAUACCCGCAUAAAAUGAUCUUUUAA